Messenger RNA from Scaptodrosophila lebanonensis, 1622 nucleotides. It is a transcript of the gene Cyp4d14, whose product is annotated as probable cytochrome P450 4d14. The transcript has 4 exons. Gene Ontology annotation, molecular function: oxidoreductase activity, acting on paired donors, with incorporation or reduction of molecular oxygen; heme binding; iron ion binding. Lineage: Eukaryota; Metazoa; Arthropoda; Insecta; Diptera; Drosophilidae. The record is from RefSeq and is a predicted model, not a curated record. Bases 9 to 1538 code for a protein of 509 amino acids.
GCGACGCAAUGCUUUUGGAACUACUGUUGCUGCUAGUGACGACUAUAUGUCUGGCGGACUAUCUGUAUAGGAGACGGCAGAAUGGAUUCUUUGAGAAGGCUGGCAUACGUGGACCGCGCACCAUUCCAAUCUUGGGCAAUGGACAUAAUUUAAUUCGCGAGUCGCCAAAAACCGUCUUUGAUUUACAGCAGCGCCUGAUCAAUGAUUUCGGUAAGAAUAUACGCAUAUGGGUGCUCCACGAAAGCGGCUUCAUGACCGCCGAUGCUCGCAUGAUGGAGGCCAUACUGAGUAGUCAGCAGGUGAUCACCAAGGACAGCCUCUAUGACAUGCUUCAGAGUUGGCUUGGGACGGGCCUGUUGCUGAGCACUGGCAAAAAGUGGCAUACGCGUCGUAAGAUCAUCACGCCCACGUUUCAUUUCAAGAUUCUGGAGCAGUUUGUUGAGGUGUUUGAUCAGCAGAGUGCUGUAAUGGCAGAGCAACUAUACGAUCGCGCCGAUGGUAAAACGGUGGUCAAUCUGUUCCCUGCCACAUGCCUGGCGGCUUUAGACAUCAUAGCCGAGACGGCCAUGGGCGUGAAAAUCAAUGCGCAACGUCAACCAAAUUUUCCUUAUGUGCAAUCGGUUAACAUAGUAUCCAGCAUAACUGCCGAGCGCUUUAUGAAUCCCAUUCAGCGUCUGGAUGGAUGGAUGCGUGUUUUUUUCCCACGAGUCUAUCGCAAGCUGCAUGAGAACAUCAAGUCCAUGCAUGACUUCACUGAUGGGGUUAUUGAGGAACGACGCGAAGCUUUACAAAAAUCUAUAGCCGAUGGUACCCAUCAGGCAUCGCAAUCAAACGACGAUGCGGAUGUGGGCAGCAAACGACGCAUGGCUUUGCUCGACGUGCUGCUUCAGUCGACGGUGGGGGGCGAACCUUUAAGCAAUGAAGACAUACGCGAAGAGGUAGACACAUUCAUGUUUGAAGGUCACGAUACCACUACCAGUGGCAUUUCCUUCACUUUGUACCUGAUCGCACGGCAUCCGCAAGUGCAGGCGCAGCUUUUCCAGGAGAUACGCGAGGUCAUAGGUGAUGACAAGUCACGACCAGUGGGCAUGCGAGAGCUUAAUGAGCUGAAGUAUCUGGAGUGUGUAAUCAAAGAAUCGCUCAGACUAUAUCCUCCAGUACCAAUGAUUGGGAGGCGUGUCACUCAAGACGUAACGCUUGAUGGGAAAUUGAUACCGGCGAACACGAACAUAAUUCUGCUCACCUAUCACGCCUUGCGGGACCCGGAUUAUUUCCCAGAGCCGGAAAAGUUUAUUCCAGAGCGUUUCAGUGCCGAGCGCAAAGGUGAGAUCAAUCCCUUCGCCUAUACACCUUUCUCGGCAGGUCCGCGAAAUUGCAUUGGACAAAAGUUUGCCAUGCUGGAGAUGAAGAGCACUGUGAGCAAAAUCCUCAGACAUUUCGAACUCCUGCCUCUUGGUGAGGAAGUCCAGCCGCAAAUGAACCUGAUUUUGCGAUCCUCGACCGGCAUUAAUGCGGGCCUGAAGAAACGCGUUUACUAGUUGAUUAUUUGUUUAGAUUUGGUUGGGUAAUACUGCAAAACGUGUGAAAUGUAUGAAUAAAUUAAUAAUUAUUAAUAAUGUCCA